GUUCCUUUUCGUUCUUCAUCCAGGAUGGCAACUCUCAAGGAUCAACUGAUUCAGAACCUCUUUAAGGAAGAACAUGCCCCUCAGAAUAAGAUCACAGUUGUGGGGGUUGGUGCUGUUGGCAUGGCCUGUGCCAUCAGUAUCUUAAUGAAGGACCUGGCAGAUGAGCUUGCUCUUGUUGAUGUCAUGGAAGACAAAUUGAAAGGAGAGAUGAUGGAUCUCCAACAUGGCAGCCUUUUCCUUAAAACACCAAAAAUUGUCUCUGGCAAAGACUACAGCGUGACAGCCAAUUCCAAGCUGGUCAUUAUCACAGCCGGUGCACGCCAGCAAGAAGGAGAAAGCCGUCUGAAUCUGGUCCAGCGAAACGUGAACAUUUUUAAAUUCAUCAUUCCUAAUGUUGUGAAAUACAGUCCGAACUGCAAAUUGCUUGUUGUUUCCAAUCCAGUGGAUGUCUUGACCUAUGUUGCCUGGAAAAUAAGCGGCUUUCCCAAAAACCGUGUUAUUGGAAGUGGUUGCAAUCUGGAUUCAGCCCGAUUCCGUUACCUCAUGGGGGAAAGACUGGGUGUGCACCCAUCAAGUUGCCAUGGAUGGGUCCUUGGGGAGCACGGUGACUCUAGUGUGCCUGUGUGGAGUGGAGUGAAUGUUGCUGGAGUUUCUCUGAAGAAUCUGCACCCUGAUUUAGGUACUGACGCAGAUAAAGAACAGUGGAAACAAGUUCACAAACAAGUCGUUGACAGUGCUUAUGAAGUGAUUAAACUGAAAGGCUAUACAUCCUGGGCCAUUGGGCUCUCUGUUGGUGACUUGGCAGAAAGUAUGAUGAAGAAUCUUAGGCGAGUGCAUCCAAUUUCCACCAUGAUUAAGGGUCUCUAUGGAAUCAAAGAUGACGUCUUUCUGAGUGUGCCUUGCAUCUUGGGACAGAAUGGAAUCUCGGAUGUUGUGAAGGUGACUCUGACGACUGAAGAGGAAGCUCGUUUGAAGAAGAGUGCAGAAACACUUUGGGGAAUCCAAAAGGAGCUGCAGUUUUAGAGUCUUAAUGUACUUACUGUCCAGGCUACCAUAGGAUUUUAGUUGGAGUUGUGCACACUGUUCUUCACAUCUGAUUCAUUUCUAAAGCAGUAUUCUUUAAGACUAUCAAAAAAAAAAAAAAAGAUCUUUUUUUAAGGUAGAAAUGGAGAAAUGGUUCAUAACACCCUGGCAGCUAUCUUUUUCUGCUGAAUGAUACCUUUUUAGUUAUGUACUGGUUAGUAUAAAGUAAUUCCAGUCCUUGGAGGCACUGCCAAUGUUGCACUGUUCUACCAGAUAUGUGUUUCUAAUGUAUUAUAUGACUUCUGGUUCCUUCACCCAACAUGCUUGGUUGAACCUUGUGUUCUCUUGACAGUCACAUCCUGGAUCUGGUGGAGGAAUCCAACAUCAACAUUUUUGUGCAUUGUUUUGAAUAAUCAUAUUUUUGUGUGCAAUGUGUAACAGAAUAGUCUCCAUUGCCAUUGAUAUUAAGAAAGAAAAAUCUAAACAAUGUAACCAACUAAAAUAUCAAAUAAACCUGAACAGUGAUUACUCUGUUAAUAUAAGAGAUGAACUCAUCAAAUGGCUAUUGUUAUAUUAUGGGGAAUCGUUAAAUUAGUCUUAGAGAACCCUGCAGUAUUAUUAUGCAA
Molecule: messenger RNA, 1649 nt
Organism: Suncus etruscus (white-toothed pygmy shrew)
Lineage: Eukaryota; Metazoa; Chordata; Mammalia; Eulipotyphla; Soricidae
Gene: LDHA
Product: lactate dehydrogenase A
Exons: 7
Coding region: 25-1023 (332 amino acids)
Biological process (GO): carboxylic acid metabolic process
Cellular component (GO): cytoplasm
Molecular function (GO): L-lactate dehydrogenase (NAD+) activity
Source: RefSeq, a predicted model, not a curated record